Molecule: messenger RNA, 940 nt
Organism: Carassius auratus (goldfish)
Lineage: Eukaryota; Metazoa; Chordata; Actinopteri; Cypriniformes; Cyprinidae
Product: vacuolar protein sorting-associated protein 37A-like
Exons: 5
Coding region: 64-432 (122 amino acids)
Biological process (GO): protein targeting to membrane; protein targeting to vacuole; ubiquitin-dependent protein catabolic process via the multivesicular body sorting pathway
Cellular component (GO): ESCRT I complex
Source: RefSeq, a predicted model, not a curated record
AUUACAAGUCUGAGUUAGUCUUUAAAACAACAAGCUCAUACUCUCACACAAUUCGAAUAACAGAUGAAAUAUGUCUUGCUUGCAGAGAAGAACCUACAGCUCGAGCCUCAACUGGAGGGCAAGAGACAAGAGAUGUUGUGUAAAUAUGAACAGUUAACCCAGAUGAAGUCGGUAUUUGAAACCAAAAUGCAAAGACAACAUGAGCUCAGUGAGAGCUGCAGUCUGAGUGCGCUGCAGGCCAAGUUAAAGGUGGCAGCCCAUCAGGCUGAAGAGGAGUCUGAGGAGACAGCAGAGAACUUUCUGGAAGGAAAGACAGAAAUCGAUGACUUCUUAACCAGCUUCAUGGAAAAGAGAACGCUGUGCCAUUGCAGAAGAGCCAAAGAGGAAAAGCUCCAGCAAUGCAUGACAGUUCCCUACCAUACUUUAGAUUAAAUGCCCCAAGUUUGGGAUCAAUCUACCAGCAGACCGGUGAGCUUAAGACAAGCAGCUCAUCAUGUGGCCUACAGCCUUGAGUGGGCAAACCUAGAUACAUAUGAAAAAGAGAUUUCAGCAUCAUUUCCUGAAAUCAACGUGAUUUUUGCACAGAAUUUCCAAAAGCGUCACAUUCCCCUGGUCGAGUAGGCCAGAUGCGAGUACGUCUGGAUGUGGCCAGUCUGGCUGUGACUCAAAAGCUGUAAUCAGAGGAGAGCAAUCUGUUCUUAAUCGUGUUCAGAAACGGGAUGAGUUCUAAGCUUAUUAGUUCGGUUUGAGUUUAUGUGACAAAUGGGGUUGGGCCUUGUACGCACUUGAAGAUAAUUUUGAAAAAUGUUAAUGCUGCCGACAAAAACAUACUGUAUUUAAUAAUGUUGAUAAAAGCCUUCAUUAUAAUUAGAUAUUGUAUUAUAUGUUUAUUUAAUUUGAUAGGUUAAUAAAACAUUUAUCUGAAAAAAUCAACUUCACC